Messenger RNA from Suillus discolor, 514 nucleotides. RefSeq lists its product as uncharacterized. The transcript has a single exon. Bases 78 to 341 code for a protein of 87 amino acids. The record is from RefSeq and is a predicted model, not a curated record. NCBI's taxonomy places the organism in Eukaryota, Fungi, Basidiomycota, Agaricomycetes, Boletales, Suillaceae.
CUCAAUACGAAUCGUAGCAACUUCAAGGGUCCCCUUGGCAUAUUCUUCGAUAUAUAAUCGGGAGAUCCCGAGCCACCAUGGGCCCAUCUUCCUGGCCACGAGUUGCCCUUCUACUCUUCCUCACACCUCAGAAGGAACAAAUUUGUCACACCGUCAUCUCAACACGAAUCGUAGCACGCACCAAGUCCCCGACUGCCUUGGCAUAUUCUGCACAAAAUUCGAUAUAUAAUCUAUAUUUGAUUACUCGUACGUUGUCCAAAACUGGAGGCACUCGUAUAUACCUUGCUAAAAUAUUGCUCGAAGCCACAACUUCAGCAUCCUAUGUAGUACAUAAAUUAUAACCUUCAGUGGCAUGAAAUUUUGUCCAAAAGCAACGGUACUGAUUGGCUUUGAACUAGGUACUAUCAUGGUUACCACAACUUCGGACAACCACUGGCUCGGACAUUUUGCAAUAUCUCACUCAACUUUACUUCAAAUCAUAUUCUGCACAUAUCAUUGUACAUUUGUACGAGUG